UUGCCGAAGGUCUUAUCAAAUUUUUGAUUACUCUCUGUAAUGGUUCACAUGUUUAUCUCGAUCAUGUCGUGCAGCAAAUUGAAUACGGUCAUGGAAGAGUGAAUGUAAAAUGUUUGGUCAAUGGUACUCGUGAGGUAUCUUUCAAUGGUGAUUGUGUAUUGUGUACCGUACCGCUCGGUGUCCUUAAACGAUCAGUUCGAAAUCGAAAUAAUGCACCAUUAUUUCAUCCCGAGUUACCGCGUUGGAAAAUUGAUGCUAUUAAUUCGCUUGGUUUUGGAAAUGUUAAUAAGAUUAUGCUAUUUUUCGAGAAAUCAUUCUGGGAGAAUACACGUGUUUUCGGGCAAAUAUCAGAUACCAUGUGUGCAACUAGCCGCGGUGAAAUGUUCAUGUUUCAAGCUCAUCGCGAUAAGCCACUCCUCAUUGCACUUGUCUCGGGUGAUUCGGCUAAUGCUCUCGAAGAAGCACCAGCUGAUAUCAUUGUUUAUCAAAUCAUGAAUUUCCUUUCUGCUAUUUUUGGUCCAGCAUGUCCAAAAGAGCCAAAAGAUGUAAUUAUAACACGUUGGAGAUCCGAUCGUUUUUCGUGUGGCGCUUUCAGCUAUGUUCCACCAAAUUGUACAUUGGAUGCAUAUGAUAGUUUAGCAGCAGCAGUGAAAGAUUCGACUGGUUAUGAUCGAAUUUUUUUUGCUGGUGAGCAUACCUGUCGAGAACAUCCUGGAUCAAUUCAUGGUGCAUAUUUAUCAGGUUUACGUGAAGCCGGACAUAUCGCCGAUCGUUUACUUGGAAUUCCUUAUGGAACCCAAAUUGAUCCCAAAAGAACAAUCGCUUAA
Messenger RNA from Acanthocheilonema viteae, 827 nucleotides. The record is from the annotation of a GenBank genome assembly. NCBI's taxonomy places the organism in Eukaryota, Metazoa, Nematoda, Chromadorea, Rhabditida, Onchocercidae.